Molecule: messenger RNA, 6561 nt
Organism: Annulohypoxylon maeteangense
Lineage: Eukaryota; Fungi; Ascomycota; Sordariomycetes; Xylariales; Hypoxylaceae
Product: glycosyltransferase family 2 protein
Exons: 3
Coding region: 433-6027 (1864 amino acids)
Cellular component (GO): cell periphery; cell septum; myosin complex
Molecular function (GO): cytoskeletal motor activity; ATP binding; chitin synthase activity
Source: RefSeq, a predicted model, not a curated record
ACAAAAAUAAACCUGUUCAAGGGCGACUCCGUCCGUAUUGACUCUGAAGUCUCCUUUCAUCGAAUCCAACACCUGUGAAGCAACUGUUUGGAGAGAGCCUCAACUUUUCCGGCUUUUCUCUUUUCCUGUUUGUUUCCCAUCGCUUUUCAUUUUAAUCGAUAUACACUCGUUUCUGUAUACUAAUGUACACUCGCUACGCGUAAUUGUUGCUUGUUGCUGUGGGAGAUAAUUCGUAACAUCGUUGUCGAAACACAAAGCGAUAGAAAUCAGGGGAACCACCUUUUCGCUCGUUGUAAAAAGUUUUGCUGAACUUUUCCCGAAUCCGAAUCGACCUAUCUUUCUUAAAGCACACGAAGCGUCGAGCGGCGCUGAACAAAUUCUACUGAGUCGUCAGUCCAUCGAUAGGCGCCAGCCUUUGGCCCUUGAUCCAACAUGGCUCUCAACCUCCCAUCGAUGGGCGGCAGCGGAGGGGCCCAUACGCAACCAUCGUUGCCCUCUCUGCCCGCCCAUCUCCAAUCCGAUACACACCUGACCGCACAUCUCGCUAGUCGUUUCCAUGUUGCCAUCCCGACAGCUCGUCUAUCCUCCCAUGCCCUCAUCUCCCUAAACACCUAUACCUCGUCAACCAAGGGCCUCGAUGGGGGUAAGGAAGGGAGCGCCAUGGCCGGCGCUGAAGAUAUGGCCGACAGAGCUUUUCUCAGGUUGGGACAUCGCACUGAAAACCAGGCGAUUAUAUUCCUGGGAGAAUCCGGCUCUGGUAAAACCACCAUCCGAUCUCAUCUGCUAACUUCGCUCCUAAAUAAGUCUUCUACGCCGUUGUCGAGCAAGAUCUCUCUUGCCGCGUACGUUUUCGAUACGCUUACUACCACGAAGACGGCGACAACACCAACCGCUUCCAAGGCUGGUCUAUUCUACGAACUCCAAUACGAUACCGCCUCGACCACCAACCCUCUACUAAUUGGUGGUAAGUUAUUGGAUCAUCGUCUCGAGCGAAGUAGAAUUACCGAUGUGCCAACCGGAGAGCGUAACUUCCACGUCUUAUACUACCUUCUCUCCGGAACUAGUGAGGCAGAGAAGACGCAUUUAGGUAUUGAUACGCCAAGAGAUGCAGCAGGGCAGAGACGAUGGAAAUAUUUGGGCCAUCCUACCCAGCUAAAGGUCGGUAUCAACGAUGCUGAAGGCUUUCAGCUUUUCAAGACGGCCUUGCGAAAGUUGGAGUUUCCGAGAAGUGAAAUCGCCGAGGUUUGUCAGAUAUUGGCAUGUAUCUUACACAUUGGACAACUCGAAUUCGAAACGACCUCGAACACCACCGCUACGGGGGAUGACAGCGGCGGUUUCUCUCAUGAAGGAGGCCAGACUAUCACGGCUGCGCGAAACAAGGACGUGUUGGGAAUUAUCGCCGCUUUCCUUGGUGUCAGCUCCCAAGAUCUUCAGAACACGAUGGGAUACAAGACCAAGAUGAUCCAUCGCGAACGCGUGACGGUUAUGUUAGACCCCAACGGUGCCCGCGCUAACGCCGACGAGCUAGCCAGGACGUUGUAUUCACUUCUCGUCGCAUACGUGAUUGAGAAUAUUAAUCAGAAGAUAUGCGCGCCGGAGGAAUCGAUUGCAAACACCAUCAAUAUCAUUGAUUUCCCCGGUUUCUCCCAGCAGUCUUCUACUGGCUCUGCUCUUGAUCAGUUACUCAACAAUGCUGCCGUCGAGUCUCUCUACAACCUAACUCUUCAAAACUUCUUCGAUAGAAAGGCCGAUAUGCUAGAUACCGAAGAGGUCACCGUUCCUGCGACAAGCUACUUUGACAACUCAGAUGCUGUGAAGGGACUUCUUAAGCCUGGGAACGGCCUGCUAAGUAUUUUAGACGAUCAGACAAGGCGACACAGGACGGAUAUGCAGUUUCUAGAAAGCUUGAGGAAGCGCUUCGAGGGCAAGAACCCAGCUAUUAAUGUGGGUUCUGCGACAGCCAGACUGCCCGGAAGUAAUUUCAUGUCAGAGAAUACGGCAGCCACCUUCGCUGUGAAACAUUUCGCCGGUGAAGUCGACUACCCCAUCAAAGGACUGGUCGAAGAGAAUGGUGAAGUCAUUUCCAGCGACGUCAUGAACUUGAUCAAGUCCAGCAAGAGCGAAUUCGUCACUCGUCUUUUCGGCCAAGAGGCUCUCCAAACAGUUAUGCAUCCUCAAGAAAGGACUACUGUUAUGCAAGCAUCUGUGAGCUCCAAGCCCAUGCGAGCGCCCAGUGUCAUGUCAAGGAAGACUGGCCGCAACAUGGGAUCUCGAAGAUUUCGCCGACAAGAUUCUGUGGACGACUUCGGUGGCAGCGAGGCAGGAGAUAGAGAGAGAGGAGAGAGCCGUGCAAGGGGCGAGCCGAGGAAAUCCAGUAUGCACCAUUCAGAACAGGGAGCAUCUGGUCAGUUCUUGUCUUCACUUGAAAAUGUGAAACAAGCAAUUACUGCGCCAAAUACCAAUGCCUACUUCGUAUUCUGUCUCAAACCAAACGAUAGAAGGAUUGCGAACCAAUUCGACAGUAAAUGUGUUCGUACCCAAGUACAGACGUUUGGUAUUGCUGAGAUAAGUCAACGGCUAAGGUCGGCUGACUUCAGCUUAUUCUUACCCUUUGGCGAGUUCUUAGGCCUUAAUGACGCCGAGGCUAUCCUCGUCGGCAGUGAGCGAGAAAAGGUCGAAGCCGUAAUCCAAAACAAACAAUGGCCGAGUAAUGAAGUGCAAGUCGGUUCCACCGGUGUGUUCCUGAGCGAGCGCUGCUGGUUGGAGAUUGCGCAGUUGGGUGAUGGUUCGUCCAACCGUUAUGCGUCUGAUGCUGGGGACGGAUCAACUCCCGGCGAGUUGCCAUUCGGAGCUUCGAAGGAACGGUUAGUCAUGGGUAAUGCACAGUACACGGAUAAAUCUCGAGGCGGGUACUUCGGCAGCAAUGAUAUUGAUGCCCGUUCUGAUGCUGGCGCUUCGGCCUUCGGAGCCGGCGACAUGUUCAAGAAUCUGGACACCAGAGAACAGAUGGCCGAACGUGGCAACGAGAAGUCACUAGUAGAAGUAGAAGAGUUCAAGGACAGCCCUAGUCGAAAACGAUGGGUGUUCAUGGUCAUGGUCAUGACCUGGUUUAUUCCCGACUUUCUCAUCCGCUGGAUGGGUAGGAUGCCUCGCAAGGAUGUCCGACAGGCCUGGCGAGAAAAGUUGGCUAUCAAUAUGAUGAUUUGGCUCAGUUGUUUAAUCGCCGCCUUUUUCAUCGUCGUCUUCCCUCAGGUCAUUUGCCCGAAGCAGUACGUUUUCAGUUCCGAAGAACUUUCGGCCUAUAACGGCAAGGAUGGAAACUCUGCCUACGCCUCCAUCCGCGGUCAGGUUUUCGAUAUCUCCAGUUAUGCUCCUGCUCACUAUCCUCCUUACCUUGCUACCAAGUCCUUGACUCAAUAUGGUGGACUGGAUAUUACUUCCUUGUUCCCAGUCCAGGUAUCAGCUUUGUGCAAGGGCAAAGACGGAUCAGUGAAUCCUGCUGUCACGUUAGAUUACAAGUCGACAAACGUCAGUGGUUCAGCUAGUGUCGUUAGCAGCCAGGACCUCAACGCCCAUUACCAUGACUUCCGCUCCUUCACCGAUCUGCCUCAACCUUUCUGGUUCUAUGAAAAGAUGCAAAUCUUGAAGUCAUGGAAGAAGGGCACAAUCGGUUACUCGGCACAAUAUGUCGCUACCCUCGGGACUAAGCAAAACUCCAUCGCUAUUCUAAAUAAUCGUGUGUACGAUCUUACCAAGUAUCUCGUUGGUGGCCGCCACGUCGUUGUUAAAGAGGGCGAAGACAUGCCAACCGAUCCUGAUAUUGUCAACUUCAUGGAUAACCUGGUUGUAGACCUUUUCCAGCAGAAGGCCGGUUCUGAUGUGACCAAGCUCUGGAACGCUCUCGAUAUUGACUCUGGUAUGCGCGAGCGUAUGCAACUUUGUCUCGAUAAUCUCUUCUACGUCGGUGACGUUGACACACGAAAUUCAACUAAGUGUCAGUUUGCUCAAUAUCUCAUUCUCGCCGUUUCUAUCUUGCUUUGCACCAUUAUCGGAUUCAAAUUCUUGGCUGCUCUUCAGUUCGGAGGCAAGAAUGUUCCCGAGAACCUUGACAAGUUCAUCAUGUGCCAAAUCCCUGCGUAUACCGAAGAUGAAGAAUCUUUGCGCCGUGCCAUCGACUCCGCUGCUCGUAUGCGUUACGAUGAUAAGCGCAAACUGCUCGUCGUUAUUUGCGAUGGUAUGAUUAUCGGUCAAGGCAAUGACAGACCAACCCCUCGCAUCGUUCUCGAUAUUCUAGGUGUGUCUGAGACUGUUGACCCCGAGCCUUUGAGCUUCGAAUCUCUCGGUGAGGGUCUUAAGCAGCAUAAUAUGGGCAAAGUUUACUCCGGUCUAUACGAAGUCCAAGGUCACAUUGUCCCCUUCUUAGUCGUUGUCAAGGUUGGCAAGCCGUCUGAAGUCUCCCGCCCUGGAAAUCGUGGUAAGCGAGAUUCGCAGAUGGUCAUGAUGCGUUUCCUCAACCGUGUCCACUACAACUUGGCUAUGAGUCCGCUAGAGCUGGAGAUGUAUCACCAAAUUCGGAAUAUUAUUGGGGUAAACCCCACGUUUUACGAAUUCAUGCUGCAGAUCGACGCUGAUACGGUCGUGGCACCCGAUUCGGCUACUCGCAUGGUUUCUUCUUUCUUGGACGAUACACGGCUGAUCGCUGUAUGUGGUGAAACCGCCCUCACGAACGCAAAGGGUUCCUUCGUUACUAUGAUCCAGGUCUACGAAUACUAUAUCUCGCACAAUUUAGUCAAGGCUUUCGAGAGUUUGUUCGGUAGUGUCACUUGUUUGCCAGGUUGUUUCUCUAUGUACCGCAUCCGCGCGGCUGAGACGGGUAAGCCUCUCUUUGUCAGCCGCGAAGUCGUCGAGAACUACGCUACAAUUCGUGUCGAUACCCUACACAUGAAGAACCUGCUGCAUCUUGGUGAGGAUCGUUAUCUAACGACUCUACUCCUCAAAUUUCACUCAUCAUUCAAGACGAAGUACAUCUUCAGCGCCCACGCAUGGACCAUCGCCCCCGACUCCUGGCAAGUCUUCCUGUCCCAGCGACGUCGUUGGAUUAACUCAACCGUGCACAACUUGGUGGAACUCAUCCCAAUGGCUCAGCUUUGCGGUUUCUGCUGCUUCAGUAUGCGUUUCAUCGUGUUCGUUGAUCUGUUAUCCACUGUUGUCCAGCCCGUAACGAUAGCCUAUAUCGUCUACCUCAUUGUGCUAGUCUGCACCUCGACAUCGGUCAUUCCUAUCACAGCCUUCGUCAUGCUUGGCGCUAUCUACGGUUUACAGGCUAUUAUCUUUAUCCUACGUCGUAAGUGGGAAAUGAUUGGAUGGAUGUUGAUGUAUAUCGUCGCCGUUCCCGUUUUCUCAUUCGCCCUGCCCCUAUAUGCCUUCUGGCACAUGGACGACUUUAACUGGGGUAACACUCGUGUCGUUGCUGGAGAGAAGGGCAAGAAGGUCGUCGUCACAGACGAAGGCAAAUUCGACCCUGCCUCGAUCCCGCGCAAGAAGUGGGAAGAAUACCAGGCCGAGUUAUGGGAGGCUCAGACCAGCCGAGGCGGCGAUGACACUCGCUCUGAGAUCAGUGGCUUCAGUUACGCAACCAAACCUGGCAUGCACCUUGGUGUUGCAGAAUACCAAUACGCAGCGUCGCGUCCAGGAUCAACCACCGGCCAGAUUCCACCAUACGACAUGAAGAAUGCUGGCUACGCGAGUCGCAUGUCUUUCGCCCCUACUGAAAACCGAAUGAGUCAUUUCGGCGGUUCACAGUUCUUCGGCAACCAACACGAUGUAGAGAUGUCCAACCUCGCAGGCAUGCCAAGCGACGAUGCUCUUCUAGCAGAAAUCCGCGAGAUCUUACGUACGGCAGAUCUAAUGACCGUGACGAAGAAGGGCAUCAAGCAGGAGUUGGAGAGGAGAUUUAAUGUUCCCCUCGAUUCCAAGCGAUUAUACAUCAACAGUGCAACGGAGGCGUUGUUGUCGGGACAAUUAUAGAAGUCGGUCGGCACGUAGCGAAAUUUUAUGUCUCUGCAUAUACUCGGGUGGCCAUGUUUUCAUUAAGACUAUAUACAUAAUAUACCACAUUAAAUAUUCUGAAAGGAGAAUGGAGGGGGCAACUCAUCAAACGGGACCAGAAUAUGUCACAUCUAUCUGGGUUUGGACCACGGGAAAUCAUUCGGUGGCAAAGGGAUUUUUCGAAAAGCAAAAAGCUGAAGCUGAAGAAGCCAUAUAUCUAUGUUAUUACUCUUGGGAUGUCAUCUAACGAAGACCAAGUUUGGAAUCCGGUGCCGAAAUUCAUGUUUUUUGUUUCGAGCGCUUUCGCGAAGUAGGUACCUAAUAAUGGAAAUAAUAUUGGGAUAAUCUAUUCCUAUAAUUAUCAUGUUUUUCUGAGAGAUAUGGUUGGUGAUUGAGAUGGUGGGAGUUUUGGAUACCUUGAUUCGAGGGGAGUUGUUCAUGUUGAGUUUCGUGUUCAUCAUCGCUACUUAGCUAUAGUAAAUAUUCAUCGCAAAUAUUCGUUAUUAGGGCUUC